AUGAGUGGAGAAGGAAAGGUUGUUUGUGUGACAGGUGCUUCUGGUUUUAUUGCUUCAUGGAUUGUCAAGUUCCUUCUUCAACGUGGUUACACCGUCAGAGCCACCGUUCGUGAUCCAAGUAAUCCCAAAAAGGUUGACCACUUGAUUAAACUUGAUGGUGCAAAGGAGAGGCUGCAACUCUUUAAGGCUGAUCUUUUGGAUGAAGGUUCCUUUGACUCUAUUAUUCAGGGUUGUGAUGGUGUCUUUCAUACUGCUUCACCUGUUCGUUUUGUCGUAGAUGACCCACAGGUUGAGUUGAUUGAUCCGGCAUUGAAGGGAACUCUUAAUGUUCUUAAAUCAUGUGCGAAAUCACCAUCUGUGAAACGAUUUGUCUUUACUUCUUCUGUUUCUGCAGUUGCAUUUAACACAAGGCCGAAGAAUCCCGGAGUCAUAGUUGAUGAGACAUGGUUUUCAGAUCCAGAUUUCUGCAGGGAAUCACAGUUUUGGUACACUCUUUCAAAGACUUUGGCUGAGGCUGCUGCCUGGGAAUUUGCAAAUGAAAACAAGAUUAACAUGGUUGUUAUUAACCCAACCAUGGUGGCUGGACCUCUCUUACAACCAGAAGUUAAUGAAAGUGUUCAACCAAUUCUAAACCUAAUAAAUGGUAUCCCUUUUCCAAAUAGUGCUUAUGGAUGGGUCAAUGUGAAAGAUGUUGCUGAUGCCCAUAUUCGUGCAUAUGAGAUCCCUUCAACUAGUGGAAGAUAUUGUUUGUCUGAGAGAGGGGUACAUUUAUCAGAACUUGCUACAAUCUUACGUGAUCUAUAUCCAACAUUAAAAAUUUCAGACAAGUGUGAGGAUGAAGAGCCAUAUAUAACAACAUAUCAGAUUUCUAAGGAAAAGGCUAAAAGCUUGGGAAUCGUGUUUACUCCUUUGGAAGUCAGCCUCAAAGAGACUGUGGAAAGCUUUCGGAAAAAAAUGAUUAUUGACUUUUAG
Molecule: messenger RNA, 972 nt
Organism: Lathyrus sativus (Indian pea)
Lineage: Eukaryota; Viridiplantae; Streptophyta; Magnoliopsida; Fabales; Fabaceae
Source: the annotation of a GenBank genome assembly